UUUAUUUUCCCUGUUAGUUUUCAUGUGUUGUGUGGUGUCAUAGUGCGUGUGUUGUUUUGGACUCUUACCAUUUCAUUGCAUCAUCCAUAACACAAAAAGCCUCUCCUUUCUCUCUUACCUUUCCUCUCUUAUCUCUGUAUCCAUGUCGGCCAUCAUCUCUUUCCUUUGAAUUUUUGAAUCCCCUCAAAGAUUCUCUUUUGUAAAUUCUCCUUUUUUCUCUUCUUCUUUUUACAUCUUACAAUUUUCUUCUUAUAUUCUUAUAUAUUAUGAUAUAUUCUCAAGUUUGAAGAAGAUCUUGUUGCACAGAAUAAAGAUUGUUGUGUUGUUAGUAGCUAGUUUUUUUUUUUUUUUUUUUUUUUUUUACUUUUGAAUUUUCUUUUCUAGAGACAGGACAGUGAUUAAGACUGUUAUGUCCUGGAUCUUGAACUGUGUUAUUUUUUUGAACUGUUUCAUGUUUUUGCAAUAAUAAUUCAAUUGUAAAUUUAUCAUUUUCUCACCAACCCUUUCUUCAAAUUCUCUGUUUCAAGUAUCCUCUGUUUAGAAACAGAACAGAAAAAAAAAAAUUGGUGGGUAUGAAUUAUUUUCAUGAAAUUUCAAUUUUUGAUAAACAUGGCCAUUCUGAUUCAUUGAAAACUACCCUUUGACAUCUUCAAUUGUAAAACACAUUAGGGUUUUCAUGUUGUCAAAUUUUUGGAGACAGAGAAGUUAAUUGACACCAAAAUUGAAGGGAAAAAAAAACUUUUUUUGAUAUCUGAAUUUGUCUGUCAGAAAAAUUAAGAAUCUCAAGUGAAGCUGUGUGUAACUGGGACUUUUUUUCUGAAUUUUGUGGACACGUGGCACACAAUUUUCUUCUGGUUCUAGCGGUUGCUGUGAUCAUUCAUAUUAUAUAUGACUUUUCAGUGAAAGUUUUUUGAGAUGAAUACAUUAAUGGAUUCAAGGGAAAAUAACAACUCAGAAUCAGUGGAAAGGUAUUUAGAUCCUCAACUAUGGCAUGCUUGUGCAGGUGGAAUGGUUCAAAUGCCAACAAUUAACAGUAAAGUCUAUUACUUUCCUCAAGGUCAUGCUGAACAUGCAUGUGGACAUGUUAAUUUCAGAAAUUGUCCAAAGGUUCCACCUUUGAUUCCAUGCAAAGUUGUUUCUAUCAAGUAUAUGGCUGAUCUUGAAUCAGAUGAGGUUUAUGCUAAGCUUAAGCUUGUUCCUUUGAGUGGAUGUGGAAAUGAUGAUGCUUUUGAUUAUGAAAAUGAUAGUGUUGUUGCUGGAGGGAUUAGUAAUGGUUCUGAUAAUCAAGAUAAGGUUCUUUCAUUUGCAAAGACUUUGACUCAAUCUGAUGCUAACAAUGGUGGAGGGUUUUCUGUUCCUAGGUAUUGUGCCGAGACGAUUUUCCCUCGUUUGGACUAUGCAGCCGACCCGCCUCUCCAGAACAUUUUGGCGAAAGAUGUUCAUGGAGAGACGUGGAAAUUUAGGCAUAUUUAUAGGGGGACGCCGAGACGGCAUCUUUUGACUACUGGUUGGAGUACUUUUGUUAAUCAUAAGAAGCUUCUUGCUGGCGACUCCAUUGUUUUUUUGAGAGCGGAAAAUGGUGAUCUUUGUGUUGGGAUUCGACGAGCGAAGAAGGGUAUAGGUGGUGGACAUGAGGAUCCAUCAGGGUGGAAUCCUGCAGGAGAAAAUUAUCCUUUUCCUUGGUUUACACAGAAUGAGAAUAAAAUGAUGAGAAACAUUAACAAUAACAAUAGCAAUGGUUUGAACUCAAGUGCGAAUAUGACCGGGAGGACGAAAGUUAGGCCAGAAUCGGUUCUUGAAGCUGUAACUCUAGCUGCUAAUAAGCAACCUUUUGAGGUUGUUUAUUACCCUCGCGCAAGCACGCCUGAGUUUUGUGUAAAAGCACCCUUAGUAGAAGCGGCAAUGCAGAUUAGAUGGUGUUCCGGAAUAAGAUUCAAGAUGGCCUUCGAAACCGAGGACUCAUCUCGAAUAAGUUGGUUUAUGGGAAUUGUUUCUGCAGUUCAGUUUGUUGAUCCACUUCUUUGGCCUAAUUCACCUUGGAGGCUUCUCCAGGUUAAAUGGGAUGAACCAGAUUUACUACAAAAUGUGCGAAGGGUGAAUCCAUGGUUGGUUGAAUUAGUAGCAAAUAUUCCUUCCAUAAACCUUUCACCUUUCUCACAGCCAAGGAAGAAAUUGAGAUUGUCACAGCAUCCCGAUUUCCCCCUCGACGGCCAGAUUUCGAUGCCACCAACAUUUCCUAGUAACCUUCUAGAUCCUAACAACCUAUUCGGCCGUCUACCCGAAAGUACACCUGCUGGCAUGCAGGGAGCCAGGCAUGCUCAUUAUGGUCGUCCGAUAUCGGAUUUCCACCUCAGUAAAGUUCAGUCAGGUCUAUUUUCUGCUGGUUUCCUGCCUUUUGAUCAUGCUGCUACACCGCAUAGUGUCUCUAAUAACCUAAUGUUGCAAAAGUCGAGCGUGAGUGAGAAUGUCUCUUGUUUAUUAUCUAUGGCAAGUUCUAACCAGUCUUCGACAAAAUUUAACGAUGAAAAGAAACCUCAGCUUGUGCUUUUCGGCCAGAAAAUUCUCACCGAGCAACAGAUCUCUCUAAGCACCUCUGGCGAUACCGAUACAGUCUCACCGGUUCUUACUCGAAAUCAUUUACCAGAUGGAAAUGCUGAAAAAAUGAGUAAUAUUUCUCAGAGUUACCAAUGGUACAAAGAUAACCGGCGAGAAACCGAGGCGAGUUUGGAGACUGAUCACUGUAAAGUUUUUAUGGAAUCGGAAGAUGUAGGUCGGACAAUCGACCUCUCUUCGCUCGGAUCUUAUGAUGAGCUAUACAGAAAACUGGCAGACAUGUUUGGUAUAGAAAAACAUGAGAAGGUAAAUCGCGUGCUCUAUCGCGAUAUAUCAGGAGCGGUGAAACACAUUGGAGAUGAACCAUUCAGUAACUUCACGAGAACGGCGAGGAGGUUGACGAUUCGAAUGGAUUCUAGUAGCCACAAUGGUGCCAAAUAAACCAUUCUUUUAAUUUGUACAGCUUGUUCAUGAAAUCCUUUUGAUUUAGAAGAUGACAGAGUGAUCUAAUGUUUGGAUUUUGAAAUUUUUAAUGUAGUGAUCAUAACUCAAGAGUUUAAUUGUUUUAUUUAAUUAACAUAAUAUUGCAUUCUUGAUUUCUCCUUUCAA
Messenger RNA from Cicer arietinum (chickpea), 3162 nucleotides. RefSeq names its product auxin response factor 10 (gene ARF10). The record is from RefSeq and is a predicted model, not a curated record. Gene Ontology annotation, molecular function: DNA binding. Gene Ontology annotation, cellular component: nucleus. Gene Ontology annotation, biological process: response to hormone; regulation of DNA-templated transcription. Lineage: Eukaryota; Viridiplantae; Streptophyta; Magnoliopsida; Fabales; Fabaceae.